Rhizoctonia solani is the source of this 5565-nucleotide messenger RNA. RefSeq names its product Helitron helicase-like domain at N-terminus. Gene Ontology annotation, molecular function: DNA helicase activity. Gene Ontology annotation, biological process: DNA repair; telomere maintenance. The transcript is spliced from 7 exons. The record is from RefSeq and is a predicted model, not a curated record. Lineage: Eukaryota; Fungi; Basidiomycota; Agaricomycetes; Cantharellales; Ceratobasidiaceae. Bases 1 to 5565 code for a protein of 1854 amino acids.
AUGCCAACUAGUCUAAUUGACCAUUUUUGGAACGAAUUAACAACAAAAGAGAUUAUUGAUAUCAUUUCUAACUGCCCCGAUGUUCACCGCCCUACUGUGCAUUUCUCAGCAUGCGUUCUGAGAGAUAAAAGAUCAAUAUUGAAUAAACUCCUUCCUCUAAAUCCUUAUUGGACGGAGGUCCUCCACGCUAAGAUUGCAGAAAAGCAUCACGCCCAUCGCUUGGCACGCGACAAAUCACGAACUCAACGGAUAGACCGCCAGAGAGUCUCUCGACAAGUAGCUCGUUCAGGUUCUGACUUGGGAGACUUUCUGGACUUACCAUCGCCCGAGGAGAGCUUACAGUGCUAUCGUAGCUUUUAUGAUGCCACAUCCAACAAUGCUCUUUGCAAGACAAUCUGCGGUAUUUGCGCGCGUUGGCUUAAUACACAAAGAUAUGGAUUUCAGAAAAUCAAACUCGCCAACAUUCAAGCUCCUGAACGACUUUGUCCAAACACGAAGCACCCUUCUCAAGAACUCACUGGGCCGUUAGGGUGCCUCCUAGAACGCCAGGGUUGUACUUGGGAUAAAGAAGAAAUGGAUUGGGUUAUUGACAUGUGCUCUGAUUGUUUCAAAGACCUAGAGAAACCAUCUCCAUUGCCACCAAAGUACUCAUUAGCAAAUGAUCUUUGGAUCGGUCCAACGCCAUGGGUACUUCAACAACUUACGAUUGCCGAACAGCUUUUGAUUGCUCAUGUGUAUCCGCGUGUAUUUGUUGUGAAACUUUUUCCGACAGGAACCACAGCUAACGGACUCCCCAAUGACCAAAUUCAACGGGGAAUGCGAGGUAACAUAACAAGCUUUGAACUCAACGGACAGGACAUCUCGUCGAUGAUCGAAGGGAACAUCAUGCCGCGCCCGACGUCAAUCUUAGCUAGUGUUUUAUCUGUCACAAUUAUUGGUGUAAAGAAGGUCCCUAGUCCAGCAGCCCUUUACAUUUUCAGAGUUUGCCGUCAGAUCAUUCGAACGGCGCUCCUAUGGUUGAGACAACAUAAUCCAACAUAUUAUAGCCAUAUUCACCUCGACGAAGUUCGAAUUUCAAAUCUGCCGGUAGACGACAUACCACUUGAAAUCCUGGUCAACAUCCACCAUGAGGAGGACCCUUCAAUCAUCCAUGCCGAGUCAGACGGAUAUGUGCCCACCGGAGAUGAAAAUUCUGUGCUUGAACAAACCGAUUUUGUCCCAAGCGCCGAAGUAUACGAAGACACUGUAAACGACCCUGAUGUAGUUCCGUUACAGUACCUUGGAGUCCAUGAUAAUGAUUUAACAAAGGUACCGGCCAAUGAGCUUGUAACAUGGGGACUUCAGAAUAUAUGCAACUCCGUCAAUGAUCGGGAGGGUGCUUACGCUGUUCGAUAUGGUCGUCCUGUUAAUACAUUUGGUCAGCCCAGAAGAGGGGAAAUAGAACAGUCUACAGCGCGAGACAACUACUGGGAGCGCGCAUUUCCAUUAUUAUAUCCCUAUGGACUUGGAGGCAUCGAAAGGUCACGCCCAGUAAAAUUGUCGUUCAUGGAUCAUGUUCGUUGGUCUCUUACAUAUCACGAUAGAAGGUUUCGCCUUCAUAAUAGCUUUAUUUUCGUGGCCUUUGGAAUUCACCAACGCCGGGAGGCACUUGGAUCGGUCCGGCUGGUAAUGAAACGGGCUGAUUUUGAAGCUACAGCCGGAGUAUUGUCUACAAUAACCCCAAAUGACCUUAAUAGAGCGGGGGCAGAGGAAAGAUUGGGUCAGCCGAUAUCUAACCCCUCGAUUCGACUUUUGAAAAGAAAGAUGAACGAAGUCUCAAAGCGUAUCCCCGGUUCAGAUGCUUCACGACUCAAGCUUAGAAGUCAAAUAUGGUCAACCUCUCUAUAUUUGAACCCUCCAACGCUUUGGAUUACACUUAACCCGGAUGAUUUGCAUGAUCCGAUUGCUCAGGUUUUAGCAGGAGAAGAAAUAGAUCUUGAUGCAUUUAUUAAGACGGCUGGACCUGACAGAGCUCAACGCGCUCGGAACAUUGCGAAAGAUCCUUUUGCCGCGGGAGAAUUUUUCAACACCUUGAUCUCCGCAACUCUGGAACACCUAUUUGGUAUCAAGGUGCAACCUUCCCGUACUUACUCAAUAAUGGGUGUCCUAGGCCGUGUAAAGGCCUAUUUUGGGACAGUCGAAUGUCAGGGUCGAGGUACACUGCAUUUACACAUGCUAUUGUGGUUACAUAAAGCUCCACCUCCCCGACAUCUCAAACAAAUGCUCGACACUAAAGAAUUUCGAGAAAAGCUUGUUGGGUACUUAAGAGUUAAUGUCCGGUCCUAUCUGCCAGAACUAGGGACAUCGGCACUAUUGAAAGCUAUUCCAACUAACCCUGAAGUUGGCUAUUCGCGACCUCCUCAUCCAGACAGUCCACCCAAGGCUCUUCAAGCGCAAACAAGGAACUUAGAACUGGAAGUUGUUCGAACCAAACAAAUGCAUGGAUGCCUCUAUAGAAAAUGCUUACGCUUCGAUAAAUAUGCUAAUCUGGUAUGCAAGAGGCGGGCGCCUUGGGAUCUGAGUGAGACUGACGAGGUCGACUCCAACGAACAAGAAGUACCCGCUCCACUGGCCGUAACAUUCCUAAUGGGUUGGGGAGAUUCAUAUCGCUCUCAUCAAUAUGCACCAAUUUUCUGGAGCUCCUUUGUGUCAUUUAUUGCCCAGAUCUAUCCCGGUCUGGGUGAUCGUUCCAUAAGCGUAAGAGCCGAAGAGCAAUUACAAGAAGAUAGGCUGGCGCGGGAUAACAAUGGAGGACAAAAUCUCGGCAGUCUGGAAUUUGCCGGGAAUACCGAUAUAAGUGCAUCCAAUGAACAAAGUUCUGGCCAUGCCGAACAGGAAUCUGUUCUAUUGGUGUUCAAUACCAAUGGGCAACUUCGUCCACGGUCACAAAUCGACGAUUACAUAUAUCGCGCACAAGAAGCUAGCCAUUACAAUGUUCUCGAUUAUUUUGUUGGGACAUACGAGACCGAGAAACAGAGCAAGAAAAAGACUGCAUAUAAUCUGGAAAACGAAGGAGAUUUAAUCGAACCUCAAAUUCAAGAAUAUCUCCCUGGGUUACCACGUAAGGUUGGCCGCCCAUUACACAACCGCCUGGAAUACCUACCCGGGCACCCACGUGGGGAGCACUGGGUGCGAGUCGUUCGGCCACAAGAGCAUAACACACUCCCUAAUAUGAUUGGCCCUUAUUUUCCACGGAGAGCUGAUGCUGAUCAAUCUGAUCGUCAUGCAGCAUGGUGUCUCACACUUCUCAAACCUUGGAGAAGCUUGGCCGAAUUGAAAUCUACGGAACAGUCAUGGACAGAUGCGUUAAAAGAAUUCACUGAGACUUCUAGCGAGCGAAUCCUGAAUAUCAUUGAUAAUCUGGAUCAUUACCGCUCGUGCGAAGCAGCUGCCGAAUAUAAUCAAACGGACUUGGAUGUUAUCGAGGAAGCAGACAUAGCGGGAGAUGAAUAUGAUGCUGUGGGAAGUGUGACUCAGAUGGAUCAGCCAAUCAGCAGCUUGGCUGUUACGCGGGCGAUGGUAGAGGAAGCAAAGAACGAAUGGGAAAACACACGAGAGGCAGUCCAUGGUUUGCAAGCGGUGAAAAUUGGGCAAUCGAUCGGAAUUUUUAACUCGAAUGAGCCCAAGAACGUUCACGAAGUCAAUCGAGCAACGAAUCAGGACCUAGCUAAACUUACGGAAUGGCUAAACCAACUUGAGCUAGAACGAAGGGUUGCGAAUGAAACGCGUACGGGAUCCGGAGAUAUUCCGGCCAAUCCGAAUGAAGCUGGUAGCCCCGAUGUCGUUCCCUUGGAGGAUAUCCGAGCUAGGCAUUCUGCCGAGACGUUUUCCAGCCCACUUCAAGAGGAAGCGAUUGUACCUGCCGCCGUAGAUGAUCUAUUUCCAGAACAAAGGAGAGCCUUCGAUAUUGUACGUUGGCACCUAACGGGUUAUCUUUGGUCGCAAGAUUACCCAACUAUACAACCUCCGGCUCAAUUACUAAUGCUGCUGAUUGGGGAAGGCGGGACCGGAAAGUCGCGGGUGAUACAAACGAUUACUCAAGAGUUUAAGCAGCAAGGUGCCAGUCAUAUGCUGCUUAAAUCCGCAUAUACAGGCAUCGCGGCUUCCUUGAUCGACGGACAAACUACACACCAUAUUGCUGCUAUAUCAGUUAGAAACAAAAAGCAAAUCCUUUCCCCAGAGGCAAGGAUAAAGCUCGGCCUUUUGUGGAAAAAUGUCAAGUAUCUCAUUAUUGACGAAUUCUCGAUGCUCUCAAAGGAGUUCCUCGCUCGAUUAUCUCGGCACAUCGAAAUUGCAAAAUUAGAGUAUGAUCCCUCAGCAGCAGGACAACCCUUCGGUGGAGUUAACGUGAUACUGGGCGGCGACCUCCAUCAAUUCCCCCCAGUAGCAUCAUCUUCACAUGGUGCUUUAUUUCAUCCGACCAGACUAAGCCGCGAGAAUCCAGACGAAGCAGCCGUAUUAGGUAGAGCGUUAUACGAGAGAUUCAACACAGUGGUGAAGCUCCGAAAGCAAAUUCGAACGAUUGAUCCAAUAUGGCAAGAAUUCCUGGGCCGUCUUCGCCAAGGAACAGUUAUGGAAAAAGACAUCAAGAUGCUCAAGCAGUUGGUUUUAACGAAUCCAUCUUACGAUACUACCGAUUUUGGCUCAAAGGAAUGGAGCGAAGCUAUUCUCAUUACACCCCGACAUGCUGUUCGUACUCGUUGGAACGAUGCUGCGGUCGGACACCAUUGUAAACAAACUGAAAACCAACUGUACAUCUGCGCAGCGAAUGACACGUGUAAAGGUGCAAAUGGGAGGCGCCCCCUUCAUCUCCAUGAAGAAUUGGUUGCCGCACGCGGUGUUUCAGACGGUAGAGGGCGAAAAGGUCGAAACGAAAAGGGAGGACUUCCAGACGAAGUGUACUUGGCAAUUGGAUUGAAGAUAAUGGUGACACUUAAUGUUCAAACCGACCUAGACGUAGCAAAUGGGGCCCGCGGAACAAUAGUUGCAAUCGCACUGGACCCAGACGAGCCUCCCAUCGAAGUCGGACAACAGAAGGCUAAGCUCUCCCGACUACCAGCUUACAUCCUCGUAAAAAUGGACAGAACACGAGCAGGUGCAUUAAGAGACCUCUCGCAAGGCACUCUACCCAUUGUACCGGUUAUGCGAACCUACAAUAUUAUUGUCCCUACGAUGCAAUCGGACGGCCAGGUCAGCAAUGUCAGACGGACAGUGGAGCGGUGGCAGUUCCCUAUCACACCAGCAUACGCGUUUACCGAUUAUCGAGCGCAAGGUCAAACAAUUCCGGCAGUACUUGUAGAUAUAGCCACACCUCCAACCGGUGGUGGUUUAAAUGCGGCCAACAUAUAUGUCGCAUUAUCUCGAAGCUCUGGAAGGAAGACUAUCAGACUGCUCCGAGAUUUCGAUGAAAACAUAUUCGCAAAGCCUAUAGAUUACAACUUAAUGAAAGAAGAUGAAAGGCAAGAGGAGCUUGACAAGAAGACUGAGCAUUGGUGGACAAGCAUGGAAAGGACAACUCAAAAUUGA